This is a messenger RNA of Setaria italica (foxtail millet), 529 nucleotides long. Its product is annotated as acyl-CoA-binding domain-containing protein 4-like. The coding region runs from base 44 to 529 and encodes 161 amino acids. The record is from RefSeq and is a predicted model, not a curated record. Gene Ontology annotation, biological process: lipid transport. The transcript has 5 exons. NCBI's taxonomy places the organism in Eukaryota, Viridiplantae, Streptophyta, Magnoliopsida, Poales, Poaceae. Gene Ontology annotation, molecular function: protein binding; fatty-acyl-CoA binding. Gene Ontology annotation, cellular component: cytosol.
UGUAUGAUCAUAGGUUCUGGAUUUGAAAAGUUUGUCAUGGUCAAUGCUGGAAGCUAAAUCAGAAUCAGCUGAAGCAGUCUCAUUUGCUGCAUGUGCUGGUCAUUCACUGAUUCCAUGGGGAAAUAAGAUCCUAUGUCUUGCAGGACAUAGCAGGGAACCUACAGAAAGUCUCAGUGUUAAAGAGUUUGAUCCACAAACCUGCACUUGGUCUUCCCUGCGUACUUAUGGAAGCUCACCGAGCUCACGUGGUGGUCAAUCAGUGACUCUUGUUGGCGACACUUUGGUUGUGUUUGGCGGGGAAGGUCAUGGGAGAUCACUUCUGAAUGAUCUGCACAUUCUUGAUCUUGAGACCAUGACUUGGGAUGAAUUUGAGACCACAGGCACUCCCCCUUCUCCAAGAUCAGAGCAUGUUGCUGCUUGCUUUGCAGAGCGAUAUCUUCUGAUAUUUGGUGGGGGGUCUCAUUCUACAUGUUUCAGUGACCUACAUCUCCUUGACACACAGACAGUGAGAAUUGAUAGAAAAAAAUGA